Molecule: messenger RNA, 2898 nt
Organism: Caenorhabditis remanei
Lineage: Eukaryota; Metazoa; Nematoda; Chromadorea; Rhabditida; Rhabditidae
Exons: 16
Coding region: 1-2898 (965 amino acids)
Biological process (GO): signaling
Cellular component (GO): nucleus
Source: RefSeq, a predicted model, not a curated record
AUGGCGACUGAGGAACCUAUUACUUCUUUCCCGAUGGAUAAGGAGGCUGCCGAAGAGGAAAUCGCACUAUUGGUCCGCAAGCCUGGAUUCGAUGAUCUCACAGUUGCAGAUAUAAUAAGACACAUGAAUAAUCGUUUCAAUACUAAUUUUGAUUCGUAUAAGUCCCAGCUGAAAGAAAUGGUUAUCGAAGAAAUCAAAAAGAGGAAUCAGGAAAAAGAUAGUUCUGAUGAGAGCGGAUCGGACAGCGACAAUGACAGUGAUCACGAAAAGGAGAAAAAAAAGAAACUGAAAACUGAAAUCCCAGAAGAAAAAGAAAAAGUGGUGAAAAAGGAAGUCAAGGAGGAAGUGGAGGAGACAAAACCAGAAAAACCACAGAAACAAAAGAAGUCAGCAAAAGAGGACGAUUCAGACUCAGAUAGUGGAGUCGAUGAUGCAGUAAUCAAGAAAUCAUCGAAAAAUUCGGCUCCACGAGUUCAGUCUGAUAUGGCAACUACUAUCAAAUCAUCGAGACGUGCAGCAGCAUCUGAUGCAUUGAAACAAAUUCGCUAUACAUCUGGUGGCGGAAGAUAUGCGAAUAGCAAGAAAAACAAGGUCAAGGAUCCAAAUGCUGACAAUUCUGGAAAGUUUGGUCCAAUGACCAAACUUUGUUACAUCAGCACGGAGUUGCAGCAAAUCACUAAAGACCAGUGGAUGAAGCGUUGCGAUGUCGUUAAAGUUUUGUGGGACUAUAUUAAAGAGAAAAAUCUGAAAGAUCCGAAGAACGGACAAUUCAUCCUUUGUGAUGAUGUUUUGAAGUCAAUUUUCAAUAAAAAUCGCAUAAAAGGUUUUGGAAUGACCAAGUUUCUCACAAAACACAUCAUUGGUACCUCUGAUAUGGUACCUGACAUGAGAGAAGAAGCAGAAGCCGAAAUGGAUAAAAGGAGAAAGGAGUGGAAGGAGAGACAAAGAAAGCGUGAAGCAGAGGCACGUGAGGAGUCAGCGAUUUCAGAUGAUUCGGACGGUCCAUCAGCGAAAAAACCGAAAACAGAAGAACCAGAAGAAGAUGCUGACGAUGAUAGUGAUGAUGAAAAAGACGCUAUGUCGGAUAGGGAGUCUAGAAGUAAACCAAAAAAGACAGUUAUUGGCAGCUUUUUGGGUCGAUUGAGUCGAAGCAAAAGUCGCGGUGUUGACAUCGACAGAAAGAAGGACGCUAAUCAACAUGAAGUUGCAAAAAUAGUUCCUUCUUCGAAAAGCGAUGGUAACAUCAAAUCAGUGAGCGACCGUCGGAGUUCAGAGACAUCCCAUCGAGAAACAUCAGAGGCUUUUUUGGCUGAAGAAGCCAGAAUGUCUCCCGCUCGACGUUUACUUAACAGAUUCACGACUUUUCGUUCAACUGGAAGGUUCAAGUCAGCAUCGCGAUCGUCUAAAGACGCCUCCUCUGACUGUCUCAAUACAUCGAGAAGUAGUCUUACCGCCAAAACAACGUCUGAACAUGACCUCCAUGCCAUUACUUCCUCGAAACCAAACAGAAUUUUGGUCUCUUCAGGAAUACCGACCGGAGCGCAGUCAGAGACGGAUUUACGUUUUGUGACCUCUCGUGACAGCCAUAAGAGUGUUCCUCUCAAUGAACCAUUCGGGUUCAAUGAAAAAUCUCCACGAGCAUUCAUGUCCGAAAAUGAUUUAUCUUCUGCUAUUACCGAUUUUCCUGAAGUUAACCGAACACCGAGUUAUUUGAGAAUUUCAUGUGCUUUAAACGGGUACACCAGAUCUCCGAAAGCCGAUCUGACACCUAAAGCUCCAAUGGUUAUGGGAGAGAGUAUUGUUGAAAGACGGUCAAAAAUGUUCAACCAUCCACAAGAACGAAAACCGGCGCCUGGAUUCGGUAGUCCAUUGACAACCACGAAGUCUAGCGAAUCAAAGACUUCAGAAAUUGAAUGUCUCACACCGAUCCCUCCACAACAUAACAAUCGACUAAACUCUCUUCUUCAAAACGAGAUGGGCAACCAUGUCUCGACGCCCCAACCUAUAAGAGAUCUUAUAAGUAAAUUCGAUCAGUUGGAUCUUUGUAGUGCUCAUAAGAAUGAAAAAGAUGGUGUAGAGAACAUUGAACCACACAAGUUUAUUAUUAACCAGCAGCCGGUGUUCGAUGAGAUCGAUCUGAAAAAGGAUGCUAAUGGAAAUGACGAGGAAAAAAGUGUUGAAGAAUCGAAUUUGAAAAUAUCGACAACAGAUGCAGAAUCUGACAGUGGAAUCUCCGGAUCAUCACCUGCAAGUUCGAAACGGAAUGUUGAAAUUCUGAAAGACACUAAAGAAGAUGAACAGGAAGUGACAACAUCAACACCAUCAGAUGCACAUGAGUUCAGACGUCUUCACGAUAAAGUGAAGGCAGAUUUAAAAGCGAAGAUGGAUGUAGCGAGCAAAGAUCUUGAACAUGCUGACGAUUUCCCUGAAAAGUGUCAGGAAUCUUUGCGAGCAGCACACGGAAACGCGCAUCUUUUGGUCAGAAAAAAGUUCUCGAAAUUCAACGAAUUGAUAGAAAAGAACAUUAAUCCAAUUGCAGACGAUCCAAUGCCAGUGACCGUUCAAGACUUGGAGGGUUUCUGGAUGACAAUCGAUAUGGAGUUGAAGGGAAUCAUGAAAGAGUUCACAAAAGUUGAGAAGUAUCGAGCGGCUAAUUGGGAUCCGAGUGCUGUCGAAGAAGAAGUAGAUGUUGCCGAUACUACAGUUAAAACAACAAAACCAAGGCUUUUGAUAACGAAGAAAGUUACUCCAAUCGUAUCAGAAGAAACCAAGAAAAAGUUAGCUGAGCAGAAAGCACUUGCCGAGCAGAGGAGAGCGGAAAUGCGUGCUCAGAUGCGCCAAAAAAUGAAGGCGAAAAACCAAGAAGAGCCAGUGUUAGGAGCAUCCGAAGAAUGCUAA